AAAGCUUCAUGUCAGGCGUCAAGAGUACCGCGUAUUCCCUUUGAUUGGCACCAUAAAUGUAUUUUUUGUAAACAGUCAUCGCGAAAAAAAGACAAGCACCUCAUUACGAUCAGUUCUCUUAAUGGCUGCGAAACAAUCAAAACGUCAGCAAUGGAAAGAGGUGAUACAGACCUAUUGGCCGUACCUAGCGUCAAUGACCUUAUUGCCGUGGGAGGGAGGUACCACAAAGAUUGCCAUGCAUCUUACGUGAGUGCAAAAAAUGUGAAAUCUUGUAAGAGGUCUCAAACUACUAAGCCAGACCCAUUUGAAGAAACGUUUGAAGAAUUACUAUUGUACAUCAAACCAGCAAUCGAAGCCGGAAAAGCGUUUGACAUGAACGCGCUUUUACUCAGAUACCAGGAUGGUCUUCAGAARCGAGGGAUCGAAGGAAGAAGCUAUACUCGUCAAAAGCUUAAAGAGAGACUYAAAGGAUAUACAAGACCUUACACUCCAGAAGUCGAAAACCUUGCUACCAAAAAAUCUCUACUGGCUGUGUUAUGCUGGAUUGUCACUGGCGAAGACUUCGACCUUAAUCAAUCGUCCUGCUCAAAUACUAGCAAUGAAAGGAAAGUAGUCAUGAUUGGCCAAGAUAUUGUCAAUGCCUCAAGUCAUGCCCGUAUAAAAGUGCCAAAGCACGUGGGGCUUGCUAUGACAGUUAAACACCUAACUGGUAGCAAACAGUUAGUUACACUUCUUAACCGAAUGGGGCAUUGUUCUUCGUACGACGAAACCGAACAGGUAGAAACAAGCAUUGCAAAUGAGACUCUGGCAAAGGCAGAAGCUGAUGGUGUGGUUAUACCAGUCAAUAUUUCACCAGGAUCAUUCGUUCACAUGGCGGCCGACAAUAAUGACAUCAAUGAGGAGACACUGGAUGGUAAAAAUACCACCACCCAUGCCACUACUCCUGUAGUCUAUCAGCGUAAUCAAAAUGCAAUGCAAAACGAGAGAACCGUCUACGCCGACCAUUCUGCCAAGAAACGCUCACUGAAUCCCACUUUUAGUAUAGUCGAGAUUGAAGAGGUGACAGUCAGGGGGAGGCGUCCUGCCCUUACCACUUUUAAAGGAAAGGUAGAAAUGGAGUGGUUUACCCGACGCACAGUUUUUUCGACUUCCUUCGUUGAUCUUGCAUGGCUACUCACACGAAUGACCGAGUCUAAUGGUGAGCUACGUACUGCUGAUGACGUAAGUAUCAACCAGAGAAUCCCAGGGUGGAGCGCUUUCCACACGACAACUUAUCCUGAAGAACCAGUUAAGACCAGCAUCGGAUAUCUCCCCAUGAUUAAUGCAGAGGCAACUGAUUUCAAUACACUGUACACAGUCAUGAAGCUUURCCAAAAUGUUUCUGCUAAGAUGGCACAAGCAGACGCAGUACUGUCCUUGGAUUUAGCAUUGUAUGCCAAGUCCAGACAACUUUAGGCUCAAUUUCCAGCUGCGUUCAAGAACAUUGUCCUGUGUAUGGGAGGUUUUCAUAUUGCCCUCAACUAUCUAGCAUUAGUCGGGAAAAAGUUCCCUGUUUGGAAUCGGCAAGUCCACGGCCUGGAAUACCUUAACUGCCAACAACCUUGCGCAACAACAUCUCACUCUGCUUGGCAAUGAAAUACCAAUUCAAGAGGAAACCAUUAGGGCUGCAAAAGCCUUCAUAUGCUCUUUGUAUAUGUCAGGUAGCAGGACUUUGUCAAGUACAAA
Messenger RNA from Exaiptasia diaphana, 1725 nucleotides. RefSeq lists its product as uncharacterized. The annotation marks the transcript as partial. The transcript is spliced from 2 exons. NCBI's taxonomy places the organism in Eukaryota, Metazoa, Cnidaria, Anthozoa, Actiniaria, Aiptasiidae. The record is from RefSeq and is a predicted model, not a curated record.